UCACCGAGAUUUGGAGUCCGAUACCCGGAGCGUACCUGUGCUCAUCGUUGUGAUCGUUGUAUCAGUUCUUCACACUGUGCUUUAAAAGAGUAUGUAUUGUCGAAUCCUCCUUGGGGGUCUUUGCAGUGUGCCAGGGUAAUACUAAUACCAUUGGAAUUGGAUGACGUUGCCGCGCCGGUGCUGAGGUCUGCAUGGGAUGGUGUAAACACAAACAGAGGAAAACCAGAAAACCAACGACAACCACAACAGCAGCAAUGGACAACCUGAACCAACUACAAACCACUCCCUGAAGCCCCCCCAAAAAAAAACAAAAGAGAAGAAAGAGUAUCUGGCCUGGGCGAUGGCCAUCGAUCGACUGCUGAGCUCGGCAAGCCAUAUACUCCUCACCCGGCCAUUCGCUACACUUCCAUUCCGACGCCCAACUCAUCAUCCACUGAUUCCCGAGCCUGUAUCCCUCCGAUCAAUCAGCACUCUCCGGCCUCCUCCAGGACUGGUACUACUCACCCCGGCUCAGCUCAUCAAGCCAAUCGGCGGCUUCCAGAACACUCUCAAACACUCCACUCGUUCUCUCUUCACAGCCUCGCUUCUUCGCCAACACGCUCCCAGAACUACAGACAGACUUCAUAACCCUACAACAAGACUAGGCUGGACGAUAUCGCAGAAAGUGGUCUUGGGCCUCACGAUCAGCUUGGUCAUUGGCACGGCCUUAUACGAGUUCGUGCCCCCGUUCCGCUAUGCUGCCAUUGGGAUCGUCCGUUCCACCCGAGUGGUGAUAGCCGUCGUGGGAGCGAUGUGGGACUACAAGACGUUGUUUGCGAAGGUAUGGGCGGAUGAUCCGGCGGGCCAGGCGCAACGCCAUCUGGACUAUCAGACCACCCAUCUGACGGCAGCCCGGCGAAUCCUGAACGUGCUCAAACAGAACGGCGGGAUCUACGUCAAGCUCGGCCAACAUCUCAGCUCCAUCCAACUCAUCCCGCCCGCCUGGAGCUCGACGAUGAAGCCGCUCCAAGACCAAUGCACUCCCAGCUCGUUCGAGAUGAUCGAUAAACUCUUCCUCCUCGACGUCGGCCUGCCUAUCCGCGAACUCUUCCUCUCCUUCGACCCCGUCCCCAUCGGCGUCGCUUCUCUCGCUCAGGUACAUCGCGCAGUUGAUAGGAUAUCCGGUAGAGACGUCGCCGUCAAAGUCAUGCAUCCUACCCUGGAAGAAUACCUCGAAGUGGAUACUCGAACAGUCGUCAUCAUGCUCCGAUUCGUCAAAUGGGUCUUCCCGGAGUUUGAGUUCACAUGGUUGGGUGAAGAAAUGCAAGAGAAUUUACCCAAAGAGAUGGAUUUCAGGAUCGAGGCUGCAAAUGCAUCAAAAUGUGCCCAACAAUUCUCGGACCUCAAGUCGACGACAUUGAAAUUACCGGAUGUCUUAUGGGCUCAAAAGCGAGUACUUGUGAUGGAAUUCAUCACUGGUGGUCGGUUUGAUGAUCUCGAAUAUCUGGCCCAACAUAAUAUCGAUCGGAAUCGGGCCUCACAAGAACUCACGAGGAUCUUCUCACAGAUGAUUUAUCUGAACGGAUAUUUCCAUGCUGAUCCACAUGCAGGAAAUCUGCUGAUCCGACCGGCCCCAAGCACGUCCAGGAGCCCGCACAACUUCGAGAUCGUAUUACUAGACCACGGCUUAUACUUCGAUCUGACGGAUUCCUUGCGGGUGAACUAUGCACGGUUCUGGCUAAGUUUGUUGAGCUCGAGCUCGAGCUCGGUAGCGGCGCGGAAGAAGUAUGCCAAGCUGGUCGGGAACAUCGACGAGAAGAACUACGAUAUCUUCGAGAGCGCGAUCACCGGUCGGGUCGGCCUCAAAGGCUCCGGUAGCCUCCUCAACUUGUCCUCCAAAUCGUCCGAGGAACUUAAGCUUAUCCAGUCGGCUAUCGUCUCCCAAGAAGGCAUCUUUGCUGAGAUCUUGAAGAUCUUGAGAAAUGUGCCCAGACGACUCCUGAUGAUUUUAAAGGUCAACGAUCUUACCCGGUCAUUAGACCUCUCUCUCAGGACUACCCAUUCUCAAAUUCGGAUCUGGUUGAUCGUCGCUAGGUUUUGCGGGCUAGCCAUCUGGAUCGACGAGUGUCGUCGACUUAAACUCGAGCUCUCCCGGCUCAGAACCCACUUCCGGUUCCGCUCGUCCCUUCAAUUAUUCGCUCGGUUCGUUCAUUCUUGGUGGGAAUAUCAAAAAUGUUAUAAUCUUUUAAGGGUUUUUGAGAUCAGUAUGGAUUUUUAUGCCGGUCUGAAGAAGUCGCUCAUGUAUCUGAAUGGGCUACUCAACUCGGAUGGCGAUCACCCCGGGGGUGGGUUUUCGAAUGCCAAGCGAAAGGCCGCCGGUCUUUGAGCCGAUUUCCCCACAAUCCAUCUCCAUAAAUCUUCUCAUCCGACACUCCAUCAUGCGGAAACCUUCUCUCUUCCGCGACAUACCUUUGGAUCUUCCCGUAACAUCCUUUUCUCGAUCGUUACUGCACCGUCUCUCAUCUUGUUAUUAUAAACACCGUCUUCGACUCUCGCUUCCCUCGGCCCAUCAUCUUCCCUCAUAUAGAGUUUUUCUUAUAGAGUUACAUAUUUAAAUGUGUGUGUCUGAAUGGCUGGUAUAUAAUUCACAUACAACUUAGAUCAGUUGGUACACUUGUUUCUUCUUCUUCUUCUUCUUUUUUUUUCUUUUUGUUGAAGAUAUUGUACAAUUUAUGUGUGUCAAAAUCAUUCCAAUAAUCACUUUUAAUCCGAUUAUUUUAUGAGCUGUUUUUUCAACCUAAAUUUCGUUCGUUCAUCUCACAUUCUAUUAAAUCUAAUCAGGUAUUCAAGAAUCUC
This is a messenger RNA of Puccinia graminis f. sp. tritici CRL 75-36-700-3, 2835 nucleotides long. Its product is annotated as atypical/ABC1/ABC1-B protein kinase. Bases 341 to 2365 code for a protein of 674 amino acids. Gene Ontology annotation, cellular component: mitochondrial inner membrane. The record is from RefSeq and is a predicted model, not a curated record. The transcript is spliced from 6 exons. Lineage: Eukaryota; Fungi; Basidiomycota; Pucciniomycetes; Pucciniales; Pucciniaceae. Gene Ontology annotation, biological process: mitochondrion organization; lipid homeostasis.